Porites lobata is the source of this 16680-nucleotide messenger RNA. The record is from the annotation of a GenBank genome assembly. Lineage: Eukaryota; Metazoa; Cnidaria; Anthozoa; Scleractinia; Poritidae.
AUGGAAAUGACCAGUCCUCCGAAACCAACUCGAAUAGUGAAUUGUUUAUUGCCGAAUACAGUUGAAGAUGAAGCUUUAGAGAGCAAAGGUGAUGAAGAUUUUUCCGAACAAAAUGGCGAAUUAAGCUUGAGUUCAAGGGAAAUUCUCAGCUUGCCAGCAUUAGCUGGUGAAGUUGCUGUAGCUCAAAAGCAACAAAUCAACGACUUGAGCAAAAGGCAAGAAGUUCUAGAUCAGCUUAAGGUAAAUUGUACAAGACUGUCUAACUUUUCAUGACAUUAGAAAAACAGUAGAUAUGAGUUUAACAUAAGCUAAAUUCACGAUUCGGUUUUCUUUUUUCAUUUUCUAAUACAUACAUGAACUCGCAUCGCCGGAAGGAGAAAAACCUUCAAGGUAAGCAUGCAUCACUCAGUACUUUACCAAAACUCGUCCAUUGUGAAUUAUUUAGGUGAAACUGUUUUUAAAUUUAUUUCAGCACACAAUAGCUUUUAAAAACUGCACGGCCAAUUAGCUAUUAAAAGAGCUUUCCAAGCAGCCAGUAAAGUUAGAAUUCUUCGUUCUCCUUUCUUUUCAAAUUAGUUCAGUUAAAGAUAAAUGCAGUUAAAGCUGAGGUUGCUGCCGUUUCGAGAAAAGUUUAUUUGACAGAAGAUGAUGUUUCAAGAAAGAAAGAAAACUGCCAGGCACUUAAGAAAGGUUAGUUUGUUGAAACGACGAAAAGUAUAAAUACUGGAAGCCCCUCAGUUUCAUUUUUGCACACGUGUAGGUUUUCAGGGGGUUUUACUGCAGCAUUCCCAGGAAAUGUACGGCAAACAGUGUAUAUUAAAAAGCGGUAUAGAUUUAAUACAGUAAAUAGACCUUGGGCGCUUUCCAUUUAGUCAAAAUUUCCGGAAAUUCCGGUUCGGCGGUAAAUGGAACACGUUUCGUCGGUUCGUCCCACUGGAAAAUUCCCAGAAAAAGUGGAAAAUCGAAAAAGGUAGUCCCGUUUUCCCGGUUGGAAUUUCCGAACGGAAUGUCGUGUUCCAUUGACGUUUCUUGUAGUUUGUAGCAGUUCCAGGUCCACGGUCGGGCACCCGGCCACGCACCGAGCUUUACGACCAAAUGGAACAACUUUUUACCGAUCGGAAAUUCCACUUUUGCUACCACCGAAAUUUCCGGUUUUUUUUCGUAAAUGGAAAGCGCCCCUUGUCACGGUUUUUGACGCCAUCUUGACGAGUAGGCAAACGCGUGAGAAAUUACAGUGUUUGUAUGAGAAUCCAAUGUCGAAUAAUUUCCGUAGAACGGCUGUUCUGAAAAAAAAAAAUGAACUGUAAACUAAAGCUUCACUCCUAAGGACUCUACUGAAAAAAAAUUAGGGCGUUUUAUGCACUAGAAGACCUACAGCCACGUUUUUAAAUUUUCUAUACAUUUGUCUGUUAGAAAUUCCCGGGAAAAAUUACAGACAAAUAUAUGGAAAAUCUAAAGCAAGCUUCUGUAGUAAUUUAAGCACAGAUACGCCCCCAAAAUUUUUUAUUAAAAUCUUUUGCUUUGUAGCUUUAGUUUACAAUUUAUAUUUUUUUCAGAAAAGCCGUUAUGCGGAAAUUAUUCGACAUUAGAUUCUCAUACAAACACUGUAAUUUCUAACGCGUUUGCCUACUCGUCAAGAUGGCGUCGAAAACCGUGACAAGGUCUAUUCCGAAAAUAAGCCCAGGGGCUUAUAUUUUUCAAAGGCCCUUUUAAUUUUGAGGGGCCUAUUUUUGGAGGGGCUUAUAUUCGGAGGGGCUUAUCUGCGGAGGGAAAUUUGCAUUUCAAAAUCGAUAGGGCUAGCCUUAUAGUUGGAAGUAAAUUUAACGUUUUUGCUUUGUUUUACUUUGUAUUUCGAGGGCAAUUUUCCAAGUACAAGCCCCGGGGGGCUUAUGUUUGGAGGGGCAAUUUAACGAAGGUUUUUUUGCGUUACCUGCUUGGGGGCUUAUAUUUAGAGGGGCUUAAACAUGGAGGGGCUUAUUUUCGGAAUUUUACGGUAUUUUGUAGAGAGCUAUUUUAAAAAAGACAGCGAUAUGUUACGCGGCACUUUUAAGCCAUUGUAUAAUCUUUAGCAGUUUGGUCUUUCGACACAGGUUCUGGUAAAGUGAUUUGAAAAAAAGCUACUUUGAUAUCUGAGCUUGUAGUUUUCUUAGUACUCUAACAAUACCCGAGUAUUUAAACAUAACCUGAGAUCAGGCCCAAUUUGAGCGGUUUUCAUACAUUCUCUCUACCGGCUACCGUUAAAAUUGGGGCUCUCUUUUCGUUUCGCCAUGCCCGCCGGAAUGUUAUUUACAAAUCGAAACGAAAAUAGAGCCUGAUCUCAGGUUAAUUUAAACAGUGCCAAUGUUCCUAAACGCGGGGCAUUGCUUGGGGAGGCCACGAUAAUUAGGUUUGGACACACACAAGAACUUGCCCCAAGAGCUAACGCAGUGGAGUGUAACAUAUGUUUGGCACAAUUUCAGCUGAUCCUGAUGUGCUAUAUAAGCCAAGGGUUUCAGGGACCUUCCCAUCCAAGGAUUCUUAAAGUACCCCGCCCGUCGCUUCCGUAUCGAACUCUCCUCACUAAUUUCUUAUUAUUACUAGUGUUAUGGUUGUUACAUUUAUGUAUCAAAAUCAGCCAGAUGAUAGGCUCCUGAAUCAGCACAAUAUCUACAUAUGACCACUAUUCGGUCUGUUACGGGCAUGUGCCACAAGAAAUCACUGCCAAGCUAUUUCAUCGCAAUGCAUAGCUAGAAAACAGUUUGGUAUACAUUCAAAAACAUAAUUUAAAAUUUAAUUUAAAAGCGUAUUCUAUUUUAAGAGUUUCCUUACACAUUUUAAUAACUAUCCAAACUUUUAAAUAUCUACCUAGCUGAACUUUGAAACGUUGCCUGUGCAUCAGUUCCAACAGUUCCUUACGUGGCAUAUUAGCUCUAUGAACAACCUAUAAGUAAUUUUGUGUGCUUUCCGGAUUGUCUCAGAGAUAGACGCACUUAUCUCCUCUGGGGAAAACCUUGCCCACCAACUGACGAUUGCAAAGGAGAAACAAAAGAGAGAAAGAGAGUAAGCAAGAGUAAACUUUUUUGUUUUUGGUAAGGUAAUGUAUGAUGAUAAGUUUAAAACAAAGGAAACAGAUUUUUGACCAAGCAUAAAAUUGAAAAACUGAACCACGAAUAUACGUUUAAUUGAGAAUAAACACAACCUGGUUUCUUCCACCAUACUGUUAAAAUUAAGAGUAAAAGAGGGCUAGAAAUUAGAGUUCGCGCAAAAAGAUGUUUUUCCAUCCUAAGGCAGCAAAAGAAAUGCUUUUGUAACCUUUCAUCUUUUAAUUUUUGCAGAACACACAAGACAUACCGAGCAAAAAUGUCAGAGCAUGCAAAGAAAGUGGAACUGCACGAGAUGAAUGCUCCCAUUAAUCUGAAUAUUGCAAAACAAAGAGACACGAACGCCAAUUUGACAGAGGAAUGUAUGCCUUACUUUAUUUAUACUUCAUGAGAAUUGAGGUUUUUCACACAGUGACGCAGGCGACUCGGAAGGAAAAAAUACGAGUCCCCUAUCCCCCUCUAGUUGCUUACCCAGAUUCUCUACCAUUGAGUUAUCGGUGGUUUCGAAGAAACCUAUAAAACAAUUAUUAAUAGGACAAUCUGUGUUGCCCCAAGCCUCUGUUCAAAGCGAGGCUAAGAGCGAAACCACUGAUAUAAGGAUGAAUUUUUAUUGUCAUCAGAAUGACAAUGAAUGUGAGAGUUUUAUGGCUUACUUUGUGCAUCUGACAAUCACUCUGUACAGGACUGGAAUGUCGAUAACGUCACAUAUUUUCACUCACAGAAGACAAAAAAAUAAACCUUGCCCGGAUUGUUCAAAGUUUGGUUAAGAUAACCCAGGGUUAGUGCAAAAUUUGAAUUCAGAUAUGAAAACAUAAAAAGCCAAUUCAGUUUUUUUCGUUUUGUCCACAAUUUGAUGAUUGGAAUAGAGAAAAUUAUCCGAGAAAAUGCUUUUGAAUAAAAGAAAAAGAAACCCAGUUUAAAUUUUAACCCCGGGUUAGCACUAAGCGCCCUUCCAACAACCGGGCCCUUGUCUUUUACAGUUUUUGUGUAAAACCGUUGAUGUGGAUGCGAUUCAAAGUCGUUCAGUUGUUCUUUUUUUUUGUUUUGUUUUGAUUAUGAUCAUUGUGAUUAUUAACACCUCUGUUAAGUAAGUUGUUCUCUUUUGGUCAAUUUUGUAGUGGAGCUCUUACGUCGUUUGGGAGACGAUUCCAUCCUUAAAAGCAUACAGGCUGAAAUAUUUCAGCUUAGAAACCGCCAAAAGUGUUUGGAGGAAACAAUUGUGUUAAAACAAGCUGAGGUUGGUAUAAACCAAUUUAUAAUGAAUUAUUCUCCCCAGCCUGGAAUUAACAUUUAACCCAUCCCCCUUGGAAAUUUUGCCCAAAAGCAACGUUUGAAAAAAAAAACCAUUCGUCUUCUGGUCAAAUUCAGACCCAAAAGAACCGAAACGGCCCACACCCUUGUUUAAAAUUAAACCCAUACCUUGCAUUUCUCUUGGUGCAAUCUCGUUUCAAGAGCCUCGUUAACGAUGCUAAAUUACAGUUUCCAAAAGUUCCGGCAUGCGUAAAGGGCAAAUUGACAUUGCCAUUAACCUUCACUUUCCUCCCCCGCAUCUUUCACUUUUCUUCACUCCGUUUUUCUUUUUGCAGGAAAUUUACUAGGCUUGAUUUCUGUGUGAAACUUUUAGGAUUUCAAAAUUAGUUUGAAGAAAGUGGAUUUCUUUUUCCCUCACGAACGCUCAGAACUACUGUAAUUAAGGCCUACAAAAAGAGGCAAGUUGAGCAUCACUCAUUAUAUAUCUCAAGAAGCAGCGCGAAUCGCCUUGUUUUCUAUAGAAUGGUAACAUGAACGAUCGUUUGAAGCUUUUUGUGGUCGAGUUACCAGUAGCUGAAAACCGUAAUAGCAUUUUUUUAGUAUGUUAGCAUACUGUAAGUUCUCGCCCGUCAAGAGCUUGCUCGCAGGCUACAAGUAUGCUUAAUUACGCACUUAAGAACUUUCGUAGUCAUGCAUAUAAGAAUGACUAUAAUUCAGGGUUUAACGAAUUUGUACAUAGAAGGGCUAUAUCGACGUUUAGGUCUAUCGAAAUUGUACAGUUUUAAGGUAAAACUUCAAUCGCCUCCCUGCUAUGAAAUUGGAUUUAUCAGAACAAACUGCAUCAGUUUCCUCCCUCCCUGCUAAACUUACUCACGCUGUUACACACAGUUUAAGACUCGUUGUUAGGUCUCUACUGUUUUCGCGUGUUUGCUUUCUUUAGUGCAUCAAAACCCUACAACCAUUCUUUUAAAUCUGCAGCUCCAAAACGAUAAUGAGAGGCAUACCCAACUAAGGAGAGAGACUGACACACUGCACGUAAGUUUGGCGGCUUCUACGGUCGGAAACUUGACUCCCUAAACGCUAUAAUUGAUUAGUCAUCUAAACAGUAUUCCUUCAAAUGGAUUAAAACUCCUUACUUUAAUUGAAGACGUUUAACCUUUCACUUUGUUUUUAAGUGGCUGUCAGUCGACACUAGAAAAAGCACGAAUUAACUUCGAAUUCGUCGUGAAAGUCUGAAAAAAAAAAAAAACAUCAGCAAACACACUGAAAAAAAGAAACAAACAAACAAACACUCACUACUUGAAAUUUAGUAUCACAUUCUCAGUCUUUCGAUAAAAAGCACUUAACGAAUUUGCAUGACUGAAGCCUCGACCCUUUCCGCCAAAAGAUUAAAUUUGUUGUAGAAACUAUCGUAGUCCUUCAAGUGGAUGAAAACUCCUUUCUUAAUUCUUUGAUGGCCUUUGACUUAACUGUUAAGUGGCUUACCGUCGGCACCCGUAAAAGCACGAAUCAACUACGAACUCGUCGUGAACAGCUGAGAGACGACAUCAGCGCAAUGAAAUAACGCACUUUAGAAUAGUGGAUACUUAGGAUUACAUAUCUCAUACUCAGACUUCCAAUAAAAAGGCAAAAAACGAAUUUGCAUGACAAAAGCUUCGACCCUUUUCGCAAAGAGUUAAGAAUGUUGUAAAUAAAAGCUGGGGAAGCAGGUUGGAAGACGUCACGAAUUUGGACAAAACUGUCUGUGAUUAGCACCUAAAAAAGAUCAAUUUUGAGCUUCAUGUGUCAUGCGGUCUAUAACAUGCUAUUUGCAGUCUUUCUAUCAAUAUGAAUGUAUAUACUCGGGAAGAUAAUGAGAUGUCUAAUGUGAGGUGAACGUGCCUUCUACCCUGUGAUAAGGCUUUCUUAAAAAAAGAAAAAAAAAACGGACAGAUAGGGAGAAAAGGAAGCUAAAGACACAUACUGAAACAAUGUCAUAAUACUAGGGAGAUGGCAGGAUCUCAGGCUAUGCGUGUGCCUUGUAAUUGCACAUCGCUGAAGUGGUCAUGUCUUUCCUCCAGUUCUUCAUAAGUAUGGAGACACAAUUGACAUAUGUAUUGUACUACUAACUUCUGAGUCCUUAGAUAAAACCCCAUUCUGCACCGAACCCCAUAGUGGAACUACUAAAAUUCAAACUUUUCCAAUUAACCUGAAUACUUUUGUAUUAUACUUAUCAUUUUGCAAUAUUCGGUACCUACAAAAUGAAUUUUGGUACCUCUUUUGGGAUUGAUUUCCCUUGCACCUCUUGUGAGUGAUAAAGGGUUGAAAGGAGUCAAAUCGAGUACAUUCAAUAAAAUCCCGUAAGUGAGAACCUACGUUGUAGUGUUAAGUGGAGAACCUGCAUGUCGGGCUAAAAUUUGCCAAUGUUAAAGUCCUUGUUUAAAAAUCAAAGCAUUAACCUUUAGGUGAUCAUUUUAUUAAUUCUUAUAACCUGUUGUUUUGACUUUGUAUUAAUGUCUUUAGGAGAAAGUUGAUGUUGGUCGCUCUUGGGACUCUUGGGACGUUAGAGUAAUGUUAUUAUUUUCUACAAAUUUGUGCUAACCUAUUUAGGCUAAAUUGCGAAGAUGCAGGUUCGUUCUUGAAGGUUUUUUUUUUUUUUUUUUUAUAAUAACAUUUAUUUGGUUACAACACUUCUAAUGACAAUACUUACAUUUACAUGGAGGAAAAAUAAAAACAAGGUACAAGAGAUAAAGGAAAAAUACGAUGUUACAGCAUUUGCAACUAAUUAAGCCUAAAAAACAAUUUUACAAAAUUGACUACUAUUUGCAAAAAUUGCAAAAUAAAACACGAUACAACAAAAACAGUCCUACCAACUAAAAGGUGAUUUGCAUUUGCAUUUGUUUCUGCAUCACUUUUAACUUUUGGAACUUUUGGAAUUAUUUAAUAACAGCAAGUUUAUUUGUCCGAGGGGCAAAGUUUAAGAGGGCUCCAUUUGUUUUUGAAGGAGGACAUAUUGUUAUUAUUAGAGGCAAUCUCUUUUUCAAUUUCCAAGGAGUUCAUAACGGUUUGUAUAUAAACCUGUAGCGCAGGGUUGCAGUUAUUUAACUUACAUGUGUAAAUAUAUCGUUUGGCGAUAAGGAAAAGAUGAUGUAGUAAUAAAUCAGAGAUAUUAUCAAUUAGUCCAAGACAGAUAAGAGGAGAGAAUGCAAUGGAUUUGUUUAAGGUGGUGUUUUGAGUUAUCCAUUGAUAAAUGUCUUUCCAGACUUUUUGAGUGUAACUGCAAUACCAGAACAAGUGGGCAAGGGUUUCAGUAAAUUCCCCGCAGAAAGAACAGGAGUCUGCUUGUUUUAGGCCGAUUUUAAAGAGGAAGUCGUUUGUUGCUAUUCGUCUGUGGAGGAACAUGAAUUGGAACACUCGUAACUUUGUAUUUGUUGUACACAGAAAGGGGAGGCGGUAUGUAUUUUCCCAGUUCACUUUCGCAUUUCCUAUUAUAUUUUCCUUAGACAGCCAUUUUCCCUGGCUUUUAUGAGGGGUGGUGGCCUUUUUUUCGAUAAUUGAUUUGUAAACGGUUUUACAGGCUUUUUCUGAGGCUAAUAAUGUUUGCCCAAAGGUCUUGGUUUUGGGUCCUCUAUUGGGUUGUUGAGAACACUUUUGCCUGAACAGUUUAACGGCUGAUACUACCUUAUAGAAUUCUAGAAAGUUAGUCUUGAUUUUAUAUUUAGCGAUAAAUGCAGUUAUGUAUAGCUUAAUAUAGACUUCCCGUCCGUGUCAAGGAUGUCUUUAACAUUUUUCACACCUGCGGUGAACCAAGAUUUAUAGAAAAUUGGUUUGUUCUCUAUUCUUAUGAGGGAGUUGUGCCAGAUCUGAGCUGACGUGAAAUCUAGAUUGUUGUCCUUAUAAUUUAGGGUCGUCUAAUAUUCCAUAAUCUCAGCUAAAAAUGGAUCUCGCAGAUUAAGGAAACGAACGUCUUUAGGGCUUAAGUUUCCCCAGAAAAAUAAUUUCUCUCCAAAUUGUGCUAGUCGAUGAUUGAAAAAAAGCUUCCGUUUCCCUGUAUCUUGAUCAUCUAAAUAGCUUUUUACCCAUUUCAUUUUUAGGGCCUGGUUAAAACUAGCAACAUCGAUCAUCUUUAGCCCCCCUUUACUGUAAUCGUUGAUCAUUUCUGUUCUUUUUAUUUUGUCCCCUUUAUUGUCCCAAAGAAAAUCGUAUAACAGAGCGUUAAUUUCCUUUGUGACCCCUUUCGGUGUCGGAAGGGAGGAUAACACGUAAACAAUCUGAGAUACUGCUAGAGCUUUUAGAAUGGCAAUUUUACCCAUAAGUGUGAGUCUUCUGGCCGACCAGCUCCCGAGGAUUUUUUUAACCUUUUCGAUUUUCUCAGUGAAAUUAUAGUCAAUAUUGGCUGGCCUCGAUGUCGAGAACCAAACUCCUAAGGCGUAGACCUUUCCCUCUGCCCAAAAGAUAGGUUUACUCGAAGGAAUAACAGCAUUAGUAUUCUUGUGUGAACCUAUCCAGAGGGCUUCAGUUUUCUCAUAGUUUGCUUUCAAACCUGAUACAUUUGCAAAUAUGUCUAGUACGUAUAAUGUUCUCGAAAAAGAGCGUUCUGAGCAAUCUAAGAUCAUUGUUGUGUCAUCUGCAUAUUGGGACAGUUUACAAUCUGAGUUACCCAAUUUGAUACCGCGAAUUUCUGUAUCCCUUCUCACUGCGUUACCCAAGAUUUCAGCACCCAAGAUAAAUAAAUAGGGCGACAGUGGGCACCCCUGUCUUACUCCACGAUGUAAAGAAAAGAAGUCGGAUGCCCAUCCAUUGUUAAGGACACAGCUACUUAUGUUCGUAUAAAAAAGUUUAACCCAGCUUACCAAGGAUGUUCCAAAGUUAAAGCGUCUUAGUGUUUUCUCUAUAAAAGACCACUCUAUACUGUCGAAGGCUUUUUCAAAAUCUACAAAUAACAACAGGCCCGGGAUUUGUUCCAUAUUUGUGUGGUUAAUAAUGCUCUCAAUAAGUCUGAUAUUUUCUCCUAUAAAUCUGUUUUUCAAAAAACCGGUUUGAUCAUUAUUUAUUAUGUUCGGCAAAAAUUUCUUCAUGUGGUUUGCUAUGGAUUUAGCUGCAAUCUUGUAGUCGCAAUUGAGAAGAGUUAUAGGUCUCCAGUUCUUUAAAAGGUUAGCCGGUUUGUUCUUUUUUGGUAAAAGAGUAAUUAGACCUCUUCUUUGAGAAAUUGAUAAACAUCGUUUUUCAUAUGCACCAUUUAGCGCACUAAGUAAGUAGCCUUCAAUGUCUUCCCAGAAAACCUUAUAAAAUUCGGCUGGAAGGCCAUCAGUCCCAGGAGUUUUGUCCGAUGCCAUAGUUUUUAGACUAUUUAGGCAUUCCUCUUUUGUUAAGGGCCCUUCGCAUUCUUCCUGCGCCUGUUGGUCGAGUUUUACCGUAGAUUCUUCGGAGAAGAAAAAAGCGUCGUGAGCAGAGAUAUCAGGCACGCGUGAUGAAUAUAAGUUUUGAUAGAAAGAUUUUGCUUCUGUUAAGAUUUCCUCAUCUGUUUUGAUGACGCUACUAUUCUCAAGCUGAAGUUGCCUUAUGGUUUUGGUAUUAAAAUGCCUUUUUUCCAAGUUUAAGAAGUAUUUCGUGUUUUUUUCUCCUUCGUUAUGCCCGCGGGCUUUGGAUCUUAUCAUGGCUCCUCGAGUUUGACGCUGGACAACGUUUUCUAACUGUAAUUUUUUAACUUCUAAUUCAUUAUAUAUAGUGGUCUUGCUGGUUUCAGAUAAGUCAUUUUCUUCCAGUUUCUUCUGUAGGGACGUUAUGACAGACUCCAGAUUUGUUUCUGUUAACUUCAUUUUGCCUCUCUUAUGUUUUGCGUAUUGUAUCGACUUCGAACGAAUUUGCAUCUUCAUUGUAUCCCAGAGGAGCACGGCAUCAACCUCAGUGUUAUUUUGGUAUUCAUUUGCAACUUCAGUGAUUGUCAACUUCAGUCUGAUAGAAAAGACGUAUUUAGCUUCCAGAAGCCUGGGCCCCUGGAAUUGGUAUUGUUUGCAAGGUGGAGCGUUAUCAAAGAAUGGUCUGUUUUGUACCCUGGUAAAAUAUCAGCUUUUGUAAUUGCCGAACUUAGACUAUUACUCGUCAAGAAAAAGUCUAAGCGACAAUGAAUUUCGGGUUUGCUUCUUCUCCAAAUGAAUCUUCUGAUAUCCUGAUUGGAGACCCGCCAAAUGUCGAUAAGGUCUAGCGAAUUUAUUAUGUUCUGAACUUCCCUCAAAGAAUUUUUGUGAGUGGUCAGUCUUCCUCCCUUCUUAUCAUUUUGGACGUCCAAUACUAGAUUAAAAUCGCCACCCAGGAUAAUGUCCUCGCACUCGAAAGAGAGGAGGUGGCUGAGAACGUUUUUAAAAAAAUUCGGAUUGUCAUCGUUUGGCGCAUAAAUGUUUCCCAAGGUUAUAGUCUUAUUUUCAAGUUUCAAAUCUACUAAAAUAAAUCUUCCAUCUGGAUCAGAAAAUUGUUUCUUGAUUUCGAAUUGAAAGUUGUUGUUAAACAGGAUGCAUACCCCUGCACUUGAGCUAGAAACACUACUAAAAAUAGCUGAGAAGCCCCAUUCUGAUGACCACAGUCGUUCUUUUUCUUUGGUGCAGUGGACUUCUUGAAGAAAGAAUAUUCCAAAUUUUUUCAUUCUAAGCCAACGAAAGGUUUCUCGCCUCUUAAGGUUGUUGGAUAAGCCCCUCACAUUAAGAGAACAGAUUAUCAAUUCGUCAAUUGGGAACUUGUUGAUGAUUAAAAGUAGUGAACUGGAAUGCAGAAACAAAAUGCAAAUUGCGAUAGUUAACACUUCGUAGGACUGAAAAAUAUUUUCUACUGACCGAAAAACCAAAACAACGGCUACACUGGAAACAUAAAACUAUAAACAAAAACAAAAAAAAGGUAAAAUUUAAGCGGCUUAGGGAGAACAUACCUUCAAAACAGAAAGAUCGACGGAUCCGGAAAGGACGGAACGCCAAAUAGUUUAACUUUAGAACAAUAUACAAAGAGGAAAGAAUCCGUUGUGUGCAAACGGCGAAGCAAACGUGGAGUACUAGUCUCGGUCUUAAAGGUUGCCAUAGCAAUUAAUGCAAAGGCAACUGAGAAAAAUCGAAUUACACUGACCUGAGUAAAGAAAACUUCUACGAGCGUGUAGAUUCAGCUGCAGGUUUAAGUUCGUCGGGUAUGUUACCAACAUGAUAAACGUUAUCAUUUAUCACUAGAUUUCUGUCCACUACUUUCGCGCUCAUGCCUUUCUUCCGCGCUAUGAACAUCGCUUUAAUUAGUUCCUUUCUUUCAAGCUGUAUCGCCUUUGCAUAGUCUUUAGUUAUAUACGCGUCUGGAUAAUCCGUCGAGUGUCUCAAUCUUCCUUUCGCUUUAAGAACACGGUCCCUAUCUUCCCGGCAGAGAAAACGCGCAAUGAUGGGUCGGGGAUGGUGAUGGGAGUCCUCAGGCGAACGUGGCUUACCGACUCUGUGGACAGCAUGAAAGUAUAUAUUCUGUGUGUUUAUGUUCAACCCGUUCUCGACGAUAUCAUAAACGGUGUCAGUGCAGUUCUCGUGUUCUUGCUCCGGUAUAUUCAUAAAUCGGAGAUUCUCUCGGCGAGAGUAGUUUUCCAGUGCGAUGAUUUUUUCCUGUUCCUCGGAUAGCUUGGUAUUUAAAAGGUUGAUUUGACUCUCCUGCAGAGCAAUUUUUGCUUUAGCGCUUUGUGAAACACCAUUGUCCUCGAGGUGUUUUUCCAAACUUUCUUUAUGUUUCUUUCGGAAUUCUGCGUGUAUUUUUAGUUCAUCUUAGAGAUCUUUGAUUGUGUCCCACGCCGCGUUCAAUGAUGUUUCCAUAUCAUUACUUUCUCAAUUUCUUCGUUGAGUUCAUGUCUAAGACAUGAUAACUCGGAUUUUAGACUGCCGAAGAGGUCUUCCAUUCGAGAUUCCAAGUUACACAGCUUAUCCAUAAUGUUGCCGAGUGAGACGUGAUGGUCGUCCUUACCUGGCGUCCCAUCGCGGAGCAAGCGUUUCGGCGAUGGUUGAUACUGUGAAGAAGAUGAACUCGAAGAACGUGUUUCACGUUGAUUCCGUUUAGACAUUGUUUUAAAGAUGAUUAUAUGAUCGGAGGGUGUUUAUACAGCGGCGUCUGUCCCUUUCCGAAUGAAGGAAUCAGAGAGAGAUUUUUUUGCGACUGUCGGCCAUCAUGCUCUUCCCAACGUUUUUACUAGAACUGCAUGUGCAGUGGAAGAGGUUACUGAUGUAACAUACAAGGACACUGUCUCCAAAGCCUCAUGCCAAACUAAAAGAACGGUUAGCCUGCGUAGUACAGGCGUUUGACGAACAGGCUGACGGUUCUCAACGGCAAACAUUUUGAAUUGUGAAAGUCUCCCUGAAGUUCUAUCAUCAGUAAUUACUCCAUAUGAGCCCAAAAAUAUCUAAUUCUGAAAAUCUUUUGCUCUUCAUGCUUGUAGAAACGUAACAAAGCUCAGCUGACCAGACUGAAACGCCAGCUGCAAGAGGCCAACUCCCGCAACCGACGCUGGAACGAUGAGGCCUGUCGGCUGGAACAGAACAUCGCACAGCUCAAGCGUCAAGUGGAAAAAUAACCGCCAAUGAAAUAACCCUGAAGUUUUUUGCACCUAUGUUCCCCGGUCUGUUCUGAUUGACUCACGAUCACCAUUCAUUUCCUCUACUCAGUUAAGUUCGACAAAAAAAGCAAUGAAAAACCCUCUUGGAUCAAACGUCAAGCAGCUCAAGUUCUUCUAAGUCAUGCGUUUUGUUUCACAUACCUAAUCUUUUUAAUUUAAGAUGCUUCAAACUUGUUAUCGUGAAAAUACUUCAUAAGGUUCUGAGGGCACAACUUAAAGAAAUCAGUGCCCUCCUCUUUAAUACUCAAAUCAAACAUUCACGAAUGUUUGCAGCAUGAGAUCAUGCAUUUCAUUAAUGGGAUCAGAGCACUAAAGAAUCCUACGUGUAAUAAAUAUAUAUACUUAGUCUCAUAUUAUAACUGCAAAAAGAAUGGGCAGUCCAUGUAUUUAUUGAAGGAAACUGAUAACUUACUAUAGUUGUCUAAACAAGAAAAACUGGGUUAAGGAAUAAGAUAACCUUUUUCUAGUCACGGUUGAUGAAAGUCUAAGCUAUCUUUUUAGUUUGAGCAGAAUAAAGUACAUUCCCAUACAGUUUCUAGUGAUUCUCAGUAUUCUAAUUAGGAGAUCAAGUGGAACACGACUUAUGCGAAUACUGCCUUAUUUUAACACGUCACUGUGACCUUGGAAUUAAUACAUGUACAUCUGACAAAUUUAGACCCCGUUCAGUUCUUGUGUAUUAUCGAUACUUCCUCUGUGGUCAAGAGGUACUGUAUAUUUAAAGCGUACCGCAUUCCAUUAAUAUCCGCUCUAGCUUGCAGCCAUUGCUAUAGUUACUUAUAAACCCUAUUUUGUUCUUUAUUUGAGGCUCAGAACUAAUUCAGAAUAGUACGACUCCAAAAACCAACUGUUUGCACUGUGUUUGGAAGAUCUAGGACUUACGCAGUGCGGCACAGUUCGUGAGCUGAGCUAUAAUCGUCAUCGUACGAUCGUCAAUUGCCAAUCAAGUGCGGUUGUUGCUUGAAUGAUCAUGAAAGAGAUGAUUUUGUUGAUCUUAAUGGAAAACAAAUGACUAUUCUUCUUACAUUACCACGGUCAAGGUUAAAAUUGAUAUUCCGUAUUACUCAAUGGUUAGAAAAAUUUGUCGACUAAUAAUAUUGAGUAGUUAAUGAAGGAUCGCUUUCAACUCUCACCUUGAAUCGUACAUCUUCUGAAAAUCAAUAUGAGGUCUAUUAGAAGAAAUACUCCGUUUUACACCUUUGUUAAUUAUCACUUUCCAUUCAAAGUUAAAUCUUGCCAACUAAUUAAAAUCUUUUUUUGCAACAGUAUCAUUGUAAAGUGUUUACGAAAGUUACGUGGUCUAUUUGUUUCCAAUGUCAUACUGUUUUUAUUGUUUAACUUUGCAAACUUUAUCUUCUUUCUACUUGAAGUUUGUACAGUAAGAACGCAUAAAGAUGAAUCAAUGAAACAACUUUCUCCUUUACUUUCUCUCUCAGCUAUGCCUAGGACCGUCUCAAAUGACCAUAAACAGACCUCUUUUCCCUCUGACGUCCUUGGAUGAAAACACCGGCUGCGGCGUUUUUGACGAUGUUCGUCAACGCGUAAAAUGCCAUCGGCGUUGUCACCUUACUUAGAGAGCCAAGGUUACUAGACAUGUAUUUAGUCACGCAAGUGUAACUAAUUACCCAGUAUGGGCCGGAUGGCACGGAUAAAGACAAGUUGUCACUGAAGAACUUAGACAUGGACUAAUGUCACUCUCUUCUUUAUUACUGAUUAAUUGCAUCUUCUGCUCACAGUUUGGGCUUCACUACCAAAUAGCUGCAAAGUCAGGGUGGACUCUGCAAAACAAACCAAUUAGAAGAAGUAUCUGCAUUGUUUACUUACAAUAGGGUAUAGUUAAAGUAGCGAACGGGACAGGGGGUGGGAGUAAGGGGUGCAAGGGCAGGAUACAAUCACGAAAUCACUUUUGCAACCCUUAGUUACAGUACUUUUCUAUAAAUGCUUCAACCAAAUAUCAUUUACUGAAGUUCUUUUACUCAAUUCUCAAGUGGCUUUGGUUUUAUUCUCCAAAACCAUACUGCUGAGACACGCUCGCCCUGUUUGGAAAACAAACAGCGCAUGUCAAGUGUGACUUUGCGACCUUGGCAUUGGAAAAUGUUCUCGUAAACAACCAAGGUUACAGACAGAACAGGUACCGUAUAAAUACCACACAGAAUGCUGCACUGAUGUAACAAAGUGCAGUAUACUAGGACAAGCCCAUUACCCCAGCUAUACGCAGUCAACAUGGAAGUCACUUUCCUCCAAGAGAGCUCAAUGCUGUAUUCAGUUUUUCUAUGCUGCUUGCCUUUCAUCGUCGUGUUACUUUUCUUUGGCUGGUCCAAGGUGCGGGGAAGAAACACUCCUCCUGGGCCGUUCGGUUUGCCUCUAAUUGGCAACUUGUUCCAACUGGGAGAUUCUCCACACAUCGCCCUUACUGAGAUGGCCCAAGUUUAUGGAAGCGUCUUUUGCAUCCGUCUUGGUGCGAGGAAGGCCAUCGUUUUGAACAGCCACGACGUUGUGAAAGAUGCCCUCGCGAGGAGGUCUUGCCAUUUCUCCUCGAGACCGCCCUUUCACAAUUUCCUAAUUAGCAGCAAUGGAGGUAAGAGCAUAGCGUUUGGCUACAGUGGUCCUCUGCAUAAAAGAAACAAAAAACUGGCCUCUCGUGCCCUACAUGCUGUUUUCAGCGAUGUAAAACGUUUUAAUACUGUAGCGCAACAAGAAACGGAACGCUUUUGUAGAGAGCUAAUAGAAAGCACUUGCGGAGCUCUCGACUUGACUAGUUACAUCAGAGAUCUAUUGAUCAAUUUUUCAUUUAGACUCGUGUUUGGAGAUAACUUUAAAACAAAUAACGCGGCUGAAUUCCAGAGCAUCUUGAAGAGAUCAACUGCCUUUAUUGAGAACAAUGCUGUCGUAAACUUGCUCGACUUUUUCCCGUGGCUUCAUUUCGCUUUGCGAAAGCAGUGCAAGGCUUUGAAAGCCUCUGUAAGGGAGCUGAUCGACUUUGUGGGGAAAGUUUACAAUCUGCAACGCCACGCGAGUGUGGAAGACGCUGGUGUCAAUGCUGCUGCAUCGUUGGAUAAAAUCAUCGAAGAAGAAAUUGAAGAAGAGGUUAAGAUGCAGUUAGACAACGACUCUGUAGUCACAAUUAUAGCUGAUAUCUUUGGAGCAGGCAUUGAAACGGUGUCCACAGCGUUUCACUGGGCGCUGCUCUUUAUCCUCUCUGACCCUGGCUUGCAGAAGGAGCUGCAAGCUGAACUGAAGCGCGAGAUAGGAACAGAUCGCCUUCCCACUCUUGAAGACCGCGCAAGGCUGCCUCUGCUACAAGCCACCGUACUUGAGGUUCUGCGUAAAGCUUCCGUUGUUCCCUUAGCACUCCCACACUAUACAACUGAAGACUCAACUGUUGCUGGCUACCAUAUACCCAAAAAUUCCACCGUGAUAGUGAAUCUCUGGGCUUUGAGCCAUGAUGCAAAUCACUUCCAAGAACCAGAGGCUUUUAAUCCGUAUCGCUUUCUUGACGAGGCUGGGCAGAUUCGGCUGGAUUUGCAGCCGCUUUUCCUUCCUUUCUCCAUUGGUGGAAGGCGUUGCCUCGGUGACACCCUAGCAAAGGCUGAGCUGUUUAUGUUCCUGGGUUGUAUGCUGCAGCUUGUGAAUCUUCAGCUUCCCUGUGACAGCGAAAAACCUAACCUGCAUGGUGGAAAGUUUGGAUUAACUUUGAAACCUUUUCCUUUCAAGGCUCAUGUAAUUCCAAGAACCACUGAACAAUAUGAACAUUAG